UUCAUAUACCUCGUUUGUGGUCUAUUUAUAUACCUUGUCUGCGCCUCGUUUGUGUCAGUGGCAAAGAAUUAAUGUAUCUGUAGUUGAUAUAUCGAAUAUGUACCAUCGUUUGUAAAAUAUGUUUUCAACAUAUUUAACCGAUGGUAAAGUAGAUUAGUAGAAGUUUGUUCAGGGGUUUAAUGCAUGUUAACCUCUUUCAUUGUUUGUUGCUUUAUGCAAAUACAAAAAUAUUGCACGUUAAAUCUUGUAUACAUAUCUAUAUAUAUACGUACAAUUAAAAGUUAUGUUUUUAACCAAUGUGUUAUGUAAAAAAGUUAAAAGCAAACAUAUUUUGGUACUAGUAGAAAGUGUAGCCAGUGGUCACAAACGUAUUAAAAUGCGAGAGAGAUUAGGAGAUAAAAUAGAAGAAGUACAGUUUGAUCCUUAUAGUAAGUUUAUUGUGAUAUCCUACAAUUAUUACAUUUAUAUUCAUUUACAUUCCAAUUUAUAUUUAAAAGUUCUUUAUUUUUAGUUCGAGCAAAUGUGAUCUACCGAGAACUGAAGAAAGUUAAGAGUUUAUAAAUGUUAAUUUAAUAAACAAUUCCAUCAUGAUAAUUUGUACCAAUAUCGCUUGUAAAACUAUAAAGCGCAUAGAUAUUGCACAGAAUGAAUAAAAUAAUAUUAAGUUAACAGAGAACAUUCCUGUUAUGUUGUCUUCAUUGAGUCAGCUUAUGAAAAACAUAAAAUUUUUGCUAUGUCAAAAGCGAGACUGAUGAACGUUGAAUUUUUCACUUUCAUUUAAUAGAUGUACAAUUGAUGUUCCAGUUUCCAGAAACACAACAGGUGCGUUAAUUCCACAAAUUUUCAUUUAUCACAGGAAACUAAUGAAUUCCAAGGUAGAUAGAUACUGUUUGUUUUUCAGUUCAUGUUUUCUAAUUUUUAAUCUGUCAAAAAUUAGCCAGAACGAUGUCCAAAUUCAUAUUCUCACGCAGUCGAGAGAGAGAGAGAGAGAGA
Messenger RNA from Heterotrigona itama, 993 nucleotides. The record is from the annotation of a GenBank genome assembly. NCBI's taxonomy places the organism in Eukaryota, Metazoa, Arthropoda, Insecta, Hymenoptera, Apidae.